Molecule: messenger RNA, 7192 nt
Organism: Dimorphilus gyrociliatus
Lineage: Eukaryota; Metazoa; Annelida; Polychaeta; Dinophilidae
Source: the annotation of a GenBank genome assembly
AAUGGAUUCAUGCCUUAAUACUGAUGAAAAAUUGUGUCUUAAUUACAAUAAAACAGAAAUUGAAAAAUUACUUAAUACUAAAUCAGUCUUUGAUAGAGUAUGUAUAAAAUUAACAACUCUACAAUUGUUAUAUCCUGAUGACAAAGAUAUACUACAAAAGCAAUAUGAUGGUGAGCAAAAAAGUUUGGCUGUUCAGUAUAUUUUAAACAAAUUGUGGCAGCUAAAUUUUGUAGAUAUUUGGGAAAUUUUCUUUGAUAUCGAGGAUUUGAACUGUCAAAGAUUAGCUGAGUGUUUAUCUGAAAAAAAGAAAAUAUGGGAAAAAUUGAUUUGUGAUACUAAAAUAGAACGAAAAAAAGAAUUUACAACAAUUCCAUUACUUCCUUUCACAAAAACUGAAGUCAAAAUAUCUGAUAUUAUAACAUCUAUUAAAAUAUCUGAGGUACAGAAAAUUGAUAUAAUUGAUUGGGAAUUACAGAAAACAGAAUAUGAAUAUGAACAUUUCUAUAGAAUAUUUUGUUCAGAAUUCAAAAAAAUUUUAAUUCAAGGCAAGCCAGGAAUAGGCAAAAGUGUACAUGUCAAAUAUCUACUCCACAAAUGGGCAAAUGACCAAUGGAAAAUUGAUUCUCAAAAACUAUUGUUAUUUAUCAUUUUAAGAGAGGUUAAAAAAGAUUCAAAUAUCUAUCAGGAAAUAAUUGAACAAAAUUUCAAAAAUAUUCCAUAUAUCACUGAAAAUAUAGUGGAAUCUAUUUUUGUUGAAAAGAGAAAUGAUGUUGUUCUUUUGAUUGAUGGGGCUGAUGAGUUAUAUCAAACAAAUCAUCCUCUAUAUGAUCUAUUAGAAAGUCCAAUAUGUGAUAUUCCAACUGCAAUAUGGUCUCGUGAAUGGAGAGCAAAAGAAUUACUUUCAAAAUGUGAUAUAAUAUUUGAUUUAACAGGUUGGAAUACAACUCAAAUGAGAUCAUUUUUUCAAAAGUGCUUUAAGGAUGGAGAUAUUCAAAAGAGUUUAGAAUUUGUAGAAAGUCUAGUUCACAAAAAUAAAAAAAUUGAGAGUCUCUGCAAGGUCCCAUUGUUGGCAAUGAUAUUAUUUCAUGUUUGGAAGAAAAGAGGGGAAUCUAUCUUUGAUAGAACUCUUUAUCAAAAUUAUGAAGAUAUAAUAAGUUUUCCACAAGAAAAUCAUAGUUGCAUCACAAAAGAAAAUGAUAAAAACUUUCAAACAUUUUAUGAACUCUGCCUUGAAAAUCUUUCACAAAGUAAGAUUAUUUUAGAUGAUAAAAAUCUAUCUAAUUUUAUUGAGAUACAUUAUAAAAAUAUAAUUGAAAUUAUUCAUUUGCCAACAAACCAAGUUGAAUUACAAUUCUAUCAUUUAUCUUUUCAAGAGUUUUUUGCUGCAAAAUGUCUAAUUGGAAAAGCUAAAGACAUUUUAAUCGGAAGGAUAAAUGAUAUAUUUAAUUGCUUUUUACCAAGAAGAAAUAACAUAAAUAGUCUAUUUGAAGAAUUAACCCAUAUAAAUCUUUUUAAUGUCAUGGAAUUUGUACAACAUCAUUCCACAGAUAUCUUUAAGAAAAUUCUUCUACAUUCUGAAAUUGUUAGAGAUAUGUUUAACUUUAGCAAUAACCUCAAAAAACUUUUAGAAAAUGGUUUUGAAAAUGACAAAAUGAUGAAAUUAGAGAAUGAAACUUUGAAUGAUGCUAUCAUUAACAUUAUCUUUAUUAAAUAUGGCAAAAAUUUAGAGAAUAUCAUUUUGAUUAACACAUCAGUAAAUUUGAAAUUAUUGAUUGAUUGCUGUUUUGAACACUGUACAAGAUUAAAGUUUUUGGAAGUGAAAGGUCAAAAAUUAUAUAAUAAUAAUGAAGCAUUUAAAGAAGAUCUUUUUUUGGAGAAUCUAUUAAAUCUGAAAUUUUUUAAAGAAUUAGAGAAAAUACAGAUUGGAGAGAAUUUUUUGGAUGUUAAAGGAAAUACUAUUUCUGGCCAAUUUUUUGAUAAUUUUUGUAAAUUUAUCAUCAUUUAUUCUUCUAAUUAUAUUAUAGAAUUUACUGAUGAAGCAUUCAAUUCAAAAAACUACUUUACUGAUGCAAAGAUUAAACUUUUUGAAGGCUUAUUUCAACUAAAAAAAUUGGUUAUUGCAAAUAAAAACUUUGGAGAAACUGGUAGAAAAAGGUUUUUUUCAAUGAUAGAGAAAAAGCUACAGAACACACAAUUUAAAGAGUUUGAAACAUAUAACUGUGAAAUAAGCAAUCUGGACUGGGUCGGGUGUGAACGUACCUGGGUGCGAACGUACCCGGGUGCGAACGUACCCUGGGCGGGUGCGAACGUACCCUGGGCGGGUGCGAACGUACCCAGGAAAUGCACAGAAACACAUAACAUACCAAUUUGCAAACCUUGUAACAAAAGAAAAUGUACUGUCAUGCUCAAGAAGUUAACUAAUCUGGAAAUUCAUCAAUUCAAAGUAAAUUCUGAAGAAAGCUUUAUUGAUGAAAGAAAUAAGAUUGCUGCAGUUGAGGAAUCAAUAUUGGAGGAUGAAAAUCAUGUUCUUUCAGAAUGCCAAUCAAUGGACCUAGACUCUUUGGAGGAAGUUGAAGAGAAUGCUGAAGAAUAUUGUGAAUCAUCCACAAAAAGUGAUUUUGAGAUUGUAAAAGGAGGAAGUAGAAAGGGACAUGACAUUUUACUGAAUGAUGGAUAUUCUUUUGUUGUUAAACAUAAAACACCAUCAAGUACUAUUUGGGUGUGCAGUGUGAGAAGUAAGAAGAAAAGAUGUGUGGCCAGAAUAAGACAAAAUGGAAAUUUAUUUCUCAAAGGCAAUUUGGAACAUAAUCACAACAGAAAAAAGAAUUUAGAAGUGGAUAUUAAAGUGAAAACAGAUUUGAAAAUUGUUUGCAGAAGUGAUAAUCAAACAUCUGGAAGAAGCAUUGCUGAAAAAGUUCUUCUAUCCUAUGAACCCAAUGCAACUUGUCUUCCUGAUAUCAACUAUUUGAAGAGAAUGGCAAACUCAAAUAGACAAAAGUUUAGGCCAGUGGAACCUAAAGUGUACAACUUUAAUUUAGAUGAAACAUUUUUGCCUGAUGAAUUUUUGCAGAAAGAUAUUUGUGAAAAUGGAGAAAGAAUUUUAAUCUUUGCAACAAACCAUCAGCUGAAUUUAUUAUCAAAAUCCAACUGUUGGUACAUUGAUGGUACUUUCAAGAUUGUAAAAGAACCAUUUUAUCAACUUGUCACUAUUCACUCAUUUGUUAAGAAGAGUGGUGAUAUGAAGCAAGUUCCUCUUGUUUUUAUUUUUCUGACUUCAAAGCAUACCAAAGCAUACUUACAAGCAUUUCAACAUAUCAACAAUCUUAUCAAUGAUUUUCAUCCAAAAAGAAUUACAAUGGAUUUUGAAAAAGGACUAUGGAAAGCAUUAUCAAAAGUAUAUCCCCUCACUGAAUUUCAAGGUUGUGUAUUUCAUUUCACACAAGCAGUAUACAGGAAAAUACAAGCUCUUGGCUAUGUAAAGAAAUACAAAGAAAAAGGAAAUGAUUGGAAAGAUUUCAGAAAAUUGAUGGCUCUGCCAUUCUUGCCAGCACAUAUUAUUCAACCAACAUUUGACAGAAUAAAUGCAGAACUUUGUGAAAAAAAUAGAUUUUUGGACCUGCUGCAAUACUUCCAAACAAACUGGAUCAAAAAUAAAUUAUGGAAACCAAAUAACUGGUCAGUUUUUGGUUUGUCUAUUAGGACCAAUAAUGAUUGUGAAGGAUGGCAUCAAAGAAUGAAUAGUAAGCUGCCUGCUAAAGGGCGCGAACGUACCUGGGUACGUUCGCACCCGCCCAGGGUACGUUCGCACCCGGGUACGUUCACACCCAGCCAGAUGUUUAGUACUCUACAAUUAUUAAAUCUUACUCAUAUUAAAAUAUCCAAUGAAAUAGAUUUCAGUCAAUUCAUCAACUCAAUUAAGCUUCUACCUUGCUUAACUGACAUAAAUUUUGAAAAACUUCAGAAUACUAAAGAAUAUUUACAAACAACUCUCAAUCAUUUGAACUGCAAAUCUAUUACUUUAAGUCACCUAAAUUUUGAUUCAUGUAAUUUAACACCCAUUGAAGCAAAAAUAUUGAGUCAAUUCUUAAAACCAAUUAAACAUUUGAAAACACUGAAUUUAUCAAACAACAAGUUGAUGAAAGACAAGUUUCAAACAAUUUGCCUUGGACUAAAAUCUUCUUUUAAAUCAUUUGAGGGAAUCAAUAUCCAAAACUGUAAUCUCAAUCACACACAUAUGGAUUCUUUUGAAAAAUUAGUGUUACCCUCUUCUAAUUUAGUGUACAUCAAUUUAUCAGGAAAUCCAAACAUACAGAAGUCAGUAUCAACAAUCUUUGAAGAAUUACACCAUUCUUCUAAAACAUUAAAAAAGAUUGAAGUCAAUAACUGUAGCUUAACUAUUGAAGAAGGGCAUUCACUGGGGAAAUUACUUAAAAAGUGCCUGUAUAUAACACAUAUUGGAUUGGCAUGGAAUAAAAAUUUGGGUGAAUCAUUUGGUAAAAUACUUGAAGGAUUAGAAUCAUCUUCAGAUGUUUUGAAAAAUAUUAAUUUAGGCAGCUGCAGUUUAAAUGAAAAAAAAGGAAAAUCUUUGGGAAAAAUGUUUAAAAAAUGCUCAUCUUUAACAGAGAUUAAGUUGGGAGCAAAUAAAAAUAUUGAUGAAUCAUUUCAAGAAGUUUUUAAAGGCUUAGACUCAUCUUCAAAGACAUUAGAAAAGAUUGAUUUUAAUUACUGUUCUUUGAAUAAAGAAUAUGGGAAAUCUCUUGCAGAGUUAUUAAAAAACUGUUCACAUAUCAAGUGCAUUGACUUAAAAGGUAAUAAAAACCUGGGAAAAUCAUUCAAUUUUGUGUCUGAAGGAUUAGCUUCAUCAUCAGAAACUUUGCAAAAGAUUCUUCUUGAAAUGUGUAACUUAAAUGUUGAGCAAGGACUAUUUCUAGCAAAGUUAUUUACAAAGUGCUUUCUUAUAAAAGGUGUUAAUAUUGCCAAAAAUAAUAAUAUACGUAAAUCAUUUACAGAAAUAUUUGAAGGAUUGGAAUCAUCUUCAAAAACAUUGGAAUAUGUUAAUGUUGGGUGGUGUAAAUUAAAUGAAGAACAAGGGAAAUCUUUGGGAAAACUACUUAAAAAGUGUUCUAAUUUGAAAAACAUAGAUUUGUCUGGUAAUAAAAUUAUGGGUAAAUCAAUGAAUGAAAUAUUUCAAGGAUUGGAAUCAUCUUCAAAAACAUUGGAAUAUGUUAAUGUUGGGUGGUGUAAAUUAAAUGAAGAACAAGGGAAAUCUUUGGGAAAACUACUUAAAGUAUGUUCUAAUUUGAAAAACAUAGAUUUGUCAUAUAUUACUGUUUUGGGUAAAUCAAUGAAUGAAAUAUUUCAAGGAUUGGAAUCAUCUUCAAAAACAUUGGAAUAUGUUAAUGUUGAGUGCUGUAAAUUAAAUGAAGAACAAGGGAAAUCUUUGGAAAAACUACUUAAAACAUGUUCUAAUUUGAAAAAGAUAGAUUUGUCUGGUAAUAAAGUUAUGGGUAAAUCAGUGAAUGAAAUAUUUGAAGGAUUGGAAUCAUCUUCAAAUACUUUGGAAAAUAUUAAUGUUGGGUGGUGUGAACUAAAUGAAGAACAAGGGAAAUCUUUGGGGAAACUACUUAAAAAGUGUUCUAAUUUGAAAAACAUAGAUUUGUCAUAUAAUAAUGCUAUGAGUAAAUCAAUGAAUGAAAUAUUUGAAGGAUUGGAAUCAUCUUCAAAUACAUUGGAAUAUGUUAAUGUUCAGUUUUGUGAAUUAAAUGAAGAACAAGGGAAAUCUUUGGGAAAACUACUUAAAGUAUGUUCUACUUUGAAAAACAUAGAUUUGUCUGGUAAUAAAGUUAUGGGUAAAUCAAUGAAUGAAAUAUUUGAAGGAUUGGAAUCAUCUUCAAAUACUUUGGAAAAUGUUAAUGUUGGGUGGUGUGAAUUAAAUGAAGAACAAGGGAAAUCUUUGGGAAAACUACUUAAAAAGUGUUCUAAUUUGAAAAACAUAGAUUUGUCUGGUAAUAAAGUUAUGGGUAAAUCAAUGAAUGAAAUAUUUGAAGGAUUGGAAUCAUCUUCAAAUACUUUGGAAUAUGUUAAUGUUCUGUUUUGUAAAUUAAAUGAAGAACAAGGGAAGUCUUUGGGAAAACUACAUAAAACAUGUUCUAAUUUGAAAAAGAUAGAUUUGUCUGGUAUUAAUGUUAUGGGUAAAUCAAUGAAUGAAAUAUUUGAAGGAUUGGAAUCAUCUUCAAAUACUUUGGAAAAUGUUAAUGUUCGGUUGUGUGAAUUAAAUGAAGGACAAGGGAAAUCUUUGGGGAAACUACUUAAAAAGUGUUCUAAUUUGAAAAAGAUAGAUUUGUCUGGUAUUAAUGUUAUGGGUAAAUCAAUGAAUGAAAUAUUUGAAGGAUUGGAAUCAUCUUCAAAUACAUUGGAACAUGUUAAUGUUCGGUGUUGUGAAUUAAAUGAAGAACAAGGGAAGUCUUUGGGAAAACUACAUAAAACAUGUUCUAAUUUGAAAAACAUAGAUUUGUCUGGUAAUAAAGUUAUGGGUAAAUCAAUGAAUGAAAUAUUUGAAGGAUUGGAAUCAUCUUCAAAUACUUUGGAAAAUGUUAAUGUUGGGUGGUGUGAAUUAAAUGAAGAACAACUGAAAUCUUUGGGAAAACUACUUAAAAAGUGUUCUAAUUUGAAAAAGAUAGAUUUGUCUGGUAUUAAUGUUAUGGGUAAAUCAAUGAAUGAAAUAUUUGAAGGAUUGGAAUCAUCUUCAAAAACAUUGGAAUAUGUUUAUGUUGACUGGCGUAAAUUAAAUGAAGAACAAGGGAAAUCUUUGGGGAAACUACUUAAAGUACAAGCAAGGUAUAUCAAAGAGGCUAAUACAGUAACUCCGUAUGGCUUAAAUGAGGAUCAUGGUUGCUACAGUACAACUAUAGUACCACUAGUGGUCUACCAUCCAAGUCCUUGGUAUAAACUAAAUAGAAUACUUAAGGACCACUGGAGUGCUCUUAAUGAUGACAGUCCACUGAAGGUGAUUAGGCCUAUUAUUGCCUUGAAACCGGGGAGAUCAUUGGGUAGCCUUAUAAUAAAGGGAAGAACUGAAGGUCCACCUCAAGAGGAUAAUACCAACACUCUGAAUCUAGUAGAAUGUUGGCCAUCCCCAUGGUGGCAUAUUAAACAGUCUUCAAUAAACCACAUAACAAAUUCUCUAUUGUGA